Molecule: messenger RNA, 441 nt
Organism: Penicillium malachiteum
Lineage: Eukaryota; Fungi; Ascomycota; Eurotiomycetes; Eurotiales; Aspergillaceae
Exons: 3
Coding region: 1-441 (146 amino acids)
Cellular component (GO): mitochondrion
Source: RefSeq, a predicted model, not a curated record
AUGCUGUCCCAACGGAUCCUAGCCCGGCGUCUGCCCCAGCUGGCUGCCCGCCAGGCCAUUGCCCCCCCCGCGCAUCAUUCUCUCAGGUUCCAGCUCUCCAACGGUGGCUACCAGAACCCUCCCCGCGUCAAGCGCGCCUUCAGAGACCCCUACGGCGGCUGGUGGGAUGCGCAAGAGAAGCGAAACUUCGGCGAGCCUGUCCACGAGGAGAACGAAAUUCUCGGUGUCUUCAGUCCUGAACAAUAUACUCAUGUCCCUGCCGGCAAGGGUUUCCUCCACCUCGGUAUCUGGGUUGCCGCCUUCCUCAGUGUGUGCGGCGUUGUCAGCCUCUACUACCCCGAUAAGCCCAGCGUUCCCAAGGUCUACGUUGAUGGCCUAGAGAAGGAAUUGGGUGGUCCAAAUGCUGUUCCGGCCCGCAAGGCUGGUGAGGACAAGUGGUAA